This is a messenger RNA of Bursaphelenchus okinawaensis, 1304 nucleotides long. Lineage: Eukaryota; Metazoa; Nematoda; Chromadorea; Rhabditida; Aphelenchoididae. The record is from the annotation of a GenBank genome assembly.
AUGACUGAUAUGGAUCAAGAAAAGAUAAAUUUGAAUCAGAAGCGGAUUUGUAAAAGGAUUCGUUACUUGAAAAGUAAGGUAACAUAAUAUUUUGGUUGUAAAACUCUUGGCUGUUAGAAUAUUAUACAAGAAUUUUGUAACUAUGUUCUUUACAACACAAAGUUAUGUAUGAUUUUGUUUUACAAGCUAAUAUUUUAUGGUUUUCAACGUUUUUUUAUAUUUUUGGUGAAUAAUAGAAUGUUUUCAGAUCGCAUUUUAGAAGUUCUGGAGCACCCGGACGACACGGUUGUCUUUAAUAAUCCACAGUUUUGCGAUUUUAAUGUGCUAUGCGGCUCAGAAACCUUCUAUGUAAGUUGCUUUUUUUGGUUUUUGUUGUUUUAGGUAUCAUUUUGGAGCCGAAGGGUUUCUCGCAUCAAUUGAGUUGUAAUUCUAGUCUAUUUAUGGUUUAUUUUAGCGACAUUUUAAGUAUAUAUGACACGUGCAUUAGUUUUGUGAUUGGCUAGUCAGUCAAAAACAGCGAAUUCUUGUCUGAAAGCGCGCAGAGAAAAAAAGACGUUGUUCUCUUCGCGGUGAGAGAGCAUGGUCUCUUCUAUUUUUUCAGACAAGAAAUUCGGAAUUCUUGUCUAAAUGCCUUUUAGACAAGAAUUUGCUGUUUUUGACUGACUAGGCAAUCACAAGACUAACGCACGUGUCAUAUAUUAUUAUGUGUGUUUAGAUAUGAACAUGUAAAAUAUUCGAUAAAUUGUCUAAACUUAACCUUGAUAACAUUUGUUUCUUAACAUUUAAUGUUUGAGGUAUCAAAGUGUUUUUUGGCCCAAAAGUCUUUAGUAUUUGCAUCUAUGUUCACAUCCGGAAUGAAGGAAGUUCAGAAAGGAGAGCUUAUAAUUGUAGACGAUGUUGAGGCAGUAAAAGCCAUGUUGUUGUUUAUACAUCAGAACACAGAAGUGGACAAUGUAGAUCUGGCUAUGAAAGUAAUCCGGCUCGCUCACCUAUAUGAAAUCAAGCUUCUUAUGGUAAUUUUUUGAUGCGUUAAGUAGCUUUAGUAGUUUUAUCUCUCUUUUCUGUGUUGUUAUGGCUUCUUUCUACGAUUAUUAUAAAUAUUAUUCAAAAGUAAUGUAGAUUACUGGUUUUUCUCUUUGAACUGCUUGUUUUAGAUUCACUGCGAGCUUUUAUUGUUGGAGAACAUUGAUGAAGAUCGCGCUGAAGAAUGUCUACUGUUGGCGAGAAAACUGAAAAUUGACUGUUUGGUCCAGCAAUAUCAAAAGCGGAGACACCAAAAUUGUCAAGGAAAUAACAGAAGAUGA